AUGCAAACCGAUAAUCUUUACGGAAUGUACAAAAGAAUGUAUAUGUCGCGUAAACGCUAUCUUAGUGUGCUUUUAGCAUUUAUUACGUUCUUUACGUGUUCCGUCUCGGCUUCGAAAGGAAUAUUGAAGAUUCGUGCGGACUCUUCAAACGAUAACGGCACAAAUGACCAAGCCGCUAACUCGGUUAAUAGCUGUAGUAGUUCUAGUGGUCUUGACGAAACUACUUAUAACUUUAGAUUUCACCUUGGAGCUUUGUUCAUCAUUCUGGCGACAAGUUCUAUCGUUGCAAAGAACUUUGGCACCGGCGUAAUUCUUGCUACCGCCUUUAUUCAUAUGCUUCCGUCAGCAUUCGAAAGUUUAACAAAUCCUUGUUUGUCGCCGGUAUGGACUAACUACAAUGCUUGGGCAGGUGCCAUUGCAAUGAUGGCUGCAUUGUUUGUUUUUUUCUUAGAAUACUUUACUAUAAAAUUACAAACCACGAAAGAUAUGCUGCCCACCAAUGCGAUGCAAAAUAAUGAAAUCACGUCUGUUUCGGAAUUCAAACCGGAAACUGAUAGUGUACACCACCACUCUCAUGGAAACCUGAUUUUUCUUACAGAUGAGGCACAAAUUCUGGGGAUUGUGAUCUUGGAAGCUGGUAUUUGUUUCCACUCACUAAUAAUUGGAAUGGCUUUGUCAGUUGAGGAUGGAUCGACUUUUGUAUCGUUAUUGAUAGCUUUGAUAUUUCAUCAGAUGUUCGAAGGUUUAGGACUUGGUUCACGCAUAGCCGAACUAGGGUAUAAUGAAGGAAGUUAUAAGCCUUGGCUAAUGUCGUUGGCAUAUGGAACUACUACUCCAUUGGGUAUUGCAAUUGGUCUAAUAAUUCGCCGGACAUAUGAUAAAGGAUCCGAGACUGCUCUUAUCGUUCAAGGAGUGCUCGAUUCUAUAUCAGCCGGUAUUCUAUUGUAUGCGGCGUUAGUGGAGUUGGUCGCAAAUGAUUUCAUAUACGAUCCAAAAUUUCGCCAGAGCAGUAACUCUAAGCAAGUUUCUGCUUUUAUUUGCCUCAUUGUAGGAGCUGGUGUUAUGGCCUUGAUCG
Molecule: messenger RNA, 1075 nt
Organism: Acaulospora morrowiae
Lineage: Eukaryota; Fungi; Glomeromycota; Glomeromycetes; Diversisporales; Acaulosporaceae
Source: the annotation of a GenBank genome assembly